Molecule: messenger RNA, 1131 nt
Organism: Hippopotamus amphibius kiboko
Lineage: Eukaryota; Metazoa; Chordata; Mammalia; Artiodactyla; Hippopotamidae
Gene: SYNJ2BP
Product: synaptojanin 2 binding protein
Exons: 4
Coding region: 103-540 (145 amino acids)
Molecular function (GO): protein binding
Source: RefSeq, a predicted model, not a curated record
UGAAGCCGAAAGUGCGGCGCUGUGGCCGCCGCAGGGUGAGUCUCACCUUGGCCUGCGCGAGCCCUCUUUGACCCAGGUUGGGAAGCGAGACGGGAGUAAAAUAUGAACGCAAGAGUGGAUUCCUUGGUUACUGAGGAAGAGAUCAGUCUCACUAGAGGACCCUCAGGGCUGGGCUUCAACAUCGUCGGUGGGACAGAUCAGCAGUAUGUCUCCAAUGACAGUGGCAUCUUCGUCAGCCGCAUCAAAGAAAACGGGGCUGCGGCCCUGGAUGGGAGGCUCCAGGAGGGUGAUAAGAUCCUCUCGGUAAAUGGCCAAGACCUAAAGAACCUGCUGCACCAGGAUGCUGUAGACCUCUUUCGUAAUGCAGGCUAUGCUGUGUCCCUGAGAGUGCAGCACAGGUUACAGGUGCAGAAUGGGCCUAUGGGACAUCAAGGUGAAGGGGAGCCAAGUGGUAUUCCCAUAACUAUGGUGCUGGUGCCAGUGUUUGCCCUCACCGUGGUAGCAGCCUGGGCCUUUGUGAGAUACCGGCAACGACUUUGAAAAGCUUGCUUGCUUCCAGUGCUCCCAAAGCAGAAGAUACAUUUCUCUCUUUCUCUAACACUCCUCCCCUACCAUUCUCCCAUAACUUUCCUUCUCUCUACAGUGCCAACCCAGGAUUUAAAGAGACUCUACCCAACCAGAACCUUGCUGCUCGAAAUCUCUAAGUGCUUGUAUUCUAGUGGGAGAGUAAAGGCAUUGUUUGAAGGAAAGCUGAAGGAAGGACUUGCUUACAACAAACGAAGAGUUAUAUAUUUUACUAGGACUGCCAAUAGAAGUUCAGCUACAACCCAAAGAGGGAAAGGUCCAGUCUUCCCAUCACCAUGCGCGAUUCCUUUUUUCUUACCUGGCAUGUGUCAAAGGCCAGCUAUAAUAAGAGGAAGAAAGGAUUUUUCUCUUUAAUGAUCUUCCUUGGGAAGUUUUUGUGGCUUUUAUUUAAUUUCUAACUACCUACUUGGGCGCCUGCUUUGUAUCAAACAAAGGUGCAUGAAAAGAGCAUUUCUACUUUUUUCAAAAAGCAAAUACAUAAUAUAUAUAGUCAUAUAUGCUAGUAUAAUAGUGAUGCCUUAUGGAGAAUUAAAGAGGUAGGAAGCA